AUGGGGGGCCCAGCAGGGACCCUGCAUCACUCAGCUGCACUCAACACCCAGCUGCCCAGGAACACGAGCCUGAGCACCAGGCAUAAGACCCGAGCUCUGGAGGUGUUUGUGCUCAUCUCAGCGUGAGGAUCCCUGAAGGAAAACAGCCCCGUCUUCCUGGCCUGCUUGGUGACCGGGUACAACCCAGAGCCGGUGGAGGUCACCUGGCAGUCGGGGGCGCAGAACCAGAUCCAAACAACCUUCCCUGCCAAGAAGGCAGAGCGCGUGUUCACAGUGCUGCGCCCCAACGUGGCCGUGUUCAUCCCGCCCUGCGAUUCCUCCUCCGGACCCAGCCAGCGCAAGACCAGGCUCAUCUGCCAGGCCACGGGUUUCAGCCCCAAACAGAUCACAGUGUCCUGGCUGCGCGAUGGAAAGCCAGUGGAGUCCGGCUUCACCACCAGCCAGGCGGAGGCUGAGGACAAAGGCUCUGGGCCCACGACCUUCAAGAUCACCAGCACACUGAUCGUCACCGAGAGUGACUGGCUCAGCCAGAGCACGUUCACCUGCCGCGUGGAUCACAGAGGCGGGACUGUCCUGAAGAACGUGUCCUCCACGUGCAGUGGUGGUCUGUCUCCAGACCUCCGCGUCUUCACCAUCACCCCCUCCUUCGCCAGCAUCUUCCUCAGCAAGUCGGCCAAGCUGGGCUGCCUGGUCACAGACCUGAGCACCUCUGACAGCCUGAACAUCUCCUGGACACAUCAGAAUGGCGAGGCUCUGGAGACACACACCAGCAUCUCGGAGAGACACCCCAACAGCACCUUCAGUGCCAUGGGCGAGGCCAGCAUCUGCGCUGAGGAUGACUGGAAGCCAGGGGAGAAGUUCACCUGCACCGUGACCCACACGGACCUGCCCGCACCCCUGAAGAAGACCGUCUCCAAGUCCACGGAGGUGACCCUGCACAAGCCAGCCAUCUACGUGCUGCCACCAGCCCGGGAACAGCUGAACCUGCUGGAGGCGGCCACUGUCACCUGCCUGGUGACGGGCUUCUCUCCCUCGGACGUGUUUGUGCAGUGGGUGAAGAACGGGCAGCCCUUGACCCCAGACAACUACGUGACCAGCCCCCCAAUGCCCGAGCCCCAGGCUCCAGAGGGCGAGGUGAGCGCCGAGGAGGAAGGCUUCGAGAACCUGUGGGCCACCACCUCCACCUUCAUCGUGCUCUUCCUCCUGAGCCUCUUCUACAGCACCACGGUCACCUUGUUCAAGCACACGCCAGGCCUCAAUCUCGCCCCAAACCUCCGUGCUGUGUGGGACGUGUGUGUGGAUUCAGGAGGAGCAGCAGAGCCCCAGGAGGCGCGCCUGUCAGCACCUCGUGACCCCGCUCUGCAGGAGCACAGGCCGGCAGCUGCCCCAGCAGACGUGGACGGAGCACGGAAGUGG
Galeopterus variegatus (Sunda flying lemur) is the source of this 1416-nucleotide messenger RNA. RefSeq names its product Ig mu heavy chain disease protein-like. The record is from RefSeq and is a predicted model, not a curated record. Lineage: Eukaryota; Metazoa; Chordata; Mammalia; Dermoptera; Cynocephalidae.